CGGUCUGGAGGUCUGGGCGAUUUGCAAAGCAGAAGUCACUCGAAAGGGAUUAGCAAGCUAGCUUGCUAGCAAAUUAAAUCUCUUUAGAUGUUGGAAACUGGCGCUAAAUUAGCUUCUUUGGACAGCGUUGACACAUCGAGCGUGUAAUAGAGCUGUAACACUAGCUGUUGCCAUGGCAAUCCUGUUUGCUGUGGUGGCUCGUGGAACCACCAUCCUGGCAAAGCACGCAUGGUGUGGCGGCAACUUCCUGGAAGUGACUGAACAGAUUUUAGCCAAAAUCCCAUCUGAGAAUAACAAAUUGACCUACAGCCACGGCAGCUAUCUCUUUCAUUACAUCUGCCAUGACAGAAUCAUAUACCUGUGUAUCACUGAUGAUGACUUUGAGAGAUCACGGGCAUUCAGCUUCCUCAGUGAAGUCAAGAAGCGCUUCCAGACAACGUACGGGUCGAGAGCACAAACUGCCCUGCCUUACGCCAUGAACAGUGAGUUCUCCUCAACACUGGCAGCUCAGAUGAAACACCACUCCGACCAACGAGGAUCAGAUCGUGUCACUGAGACUCAGAUGCAGGUGGAUGACCUGAAGGGCAUUAUGGUCCGCAACAUAGACUUGGUAGCUCAGAGAGGAGAGAAGCUGGAGUUGCUGAUUGACAAGACAGAAAAUCUGGUUGAUUCAUCGGUCACAUUUAAGACCACAAGUCGUAACCUGGCUCGAGCCAUGUGUAUGAAGAACAUCAAGCUGACUGUUGUCAUUGUGCUGGUGUGCCUGGUGAUCCUUUACAUAAUCGUUUCUGCUGCCUGCGGAGGCCUCAGCUGGCCCACUUGUGUCAAAUGAGAGGCGAGUGGGAAUAAAAGAGAAGGAGAUAAAGGAAAAAAAGGAAGAGGGGGAGAAGCGCCUGUUCAACUCUGCCUGCCAGUGGACACAAAAGGAAACACAACUUUCCUUCCUCUACUCCUCUAGCUUCAACAUCCCCGGAAGACACACGUUGCAGCUUCUCCUCCUGCCUCCUCCCUCGCCCCCCCUCUUUGAUAGUGUGCACAUUCACUUGCCUUCUGGACAGGGAGUCCCACCUCAUACCACCACUAAUGGACAGCAGCCAUGUGGCCUAAAACUGAUGUAGAACAAUAAUCUUGUUUUAUAGUAGUCCGUUACAUCCAUCCUGUCUCAUGCACGUAGUGGCCUGAUGUAUGAGUUUGUGAUACUGUCCCAUUUAUUUAUUGAAUCCAUUCAGAAUGAUAACAGAAUGGAGCACAAAGAUAGCAAUGAUUGCUUUGUUACUGUCCUUUCCUUUGUCCUAAUUUCCUUUGAUGUCAACAGAGGUAUGUGAGACCUGCAAGUAUAGGUAGCAUGUUGCAGAUCUAUUAAGAAGGAAUACCACAAUACUGAUGCAGUAUACAGUAUGUCUCAAUUGGCAAGUGUCUAACGAACCAUUUUGGCGGUGUGUCAUGAAUGCCCCUUUUUGCUGAGAAACAGAUUCCCUUCAUCGUUUAUCACCAAGCAGAGUAGUAUAUUCUAAAAUGGAUGUUGUAAAAUACCAGAUAUGAUCAUACAAAUAAAUAUUGUAAAUUUGAUUGAUAUUACCGACUGAAAAGAUGUAAUGGUUCUUUUGAAUGCAGCUUGGUUUUUGAGGAAAUCCUUAUCUCUUUAACACUUUAGUAGGAGGCCAUCUUUCACCUUUUACCUCUGCUAGGAUGUUCAGUGAGCUCAUAUGUUCUUUUUGUUAACACAAUGCACUUUUUACACUGUACAUACAUUUGCUUCCUGGCAUCAUAUGAUUUAUAAUCAUGUAAUUAUUGUACAUCCAGAUUUGAAAUAAUAAAAUCUGAUGUAUCAAGUGGUUGAUCUCUUCAGAUGGAAAACAAUA
Molecule: messenger RNA, 1862 nt
Organism: Perca fluviatilis (European perch)
Lineage: Eukaryota; Metazoa; Chordata; Actinopteri; Perciformes; Percidae
Gene: vamp7
Product: synaptobrevin-like 1
Exons: 8
Coding region: 173-832 (219 amino acids)
Biological process (GO): exocytosis; vesicle fusion
Cellular component (GO): membrane; SNARE complex
Molecular function (GO): SNAP receptor activity; SNARE binding
Source: RefSeq, a predicted model, not a curated record